GGCGCUGUCAAAUGCGCGGCGCCUGGAAGCGGCGCCCUCAGUGCGGCUGGGAGAGCCAUGGCGACCGCCGCGUCUAACCACUACAGCCUGCUCGCCUCCGCCUCGCCCCUGGUGCACGCCGAGCCGCCGGGGAGCAUGCAGCCCGGCGCCGGCUACCGGGACGCCCAGGCGCUGGUGCAGGCGGACUACGCGCUGCAGAGCAACGGGCACCCGCUCAGCCACGCUCACCAGUGGAUCACGGCGCUGUCCCACGGCGGCGGCGGAGGAGGAGGCGGCGGAGGCGGCGGCGGAGGAGGAGGAGGGGACUCGCCCUGGUCCACCAGCCCGCUGGGCCAGCAGGACAUCAAGCCCUCGGUGGGGCAGGCCGGCGGCCGGGGGGACGAGCUGCAGCAGCAGCAGCAGCAGCAGCACCACCCGCAGCAGCAGCAGCAGCCCGGCAGACCGCCGCACCUGGUGCACCACGCCGGCGGCCACCACGCCGCCGUGGCGGCGGCCGUGGCCUGGAGGACGGGCGGCUCGGCUCACCUGCCGCCGGGCCUGGCGGCGGCCAACGGCGGCGGCCAGGGCGGGCUCCUGUACUCGCAGGCGCCGGGCUUCACGGUCAACGGGAUGCUGGGCGGGGGGCAGGCGGGCAUGCACCACCACGGCCUGCGGGACGCCCACGAGGAGCAGCAGCCGCCCCCGCCGCCCCCGCCGCCCCCGCACCACCCCGACCACCUCCCCCCGCCGCCCCCGCCGCAGCAGCAGCAGCAGCACCCCCACGGCGGCCCCCCGCCCCACCACCACCCGCCCCACCACCACCACGAGGCGCACUCCGACGAGGACACGCCGACCUCGGACGACCUGGAGCAGUUCGCCAAGCAGUUCAAGCAGCGGCGCAUCAAACUGGGAUUUACCCAAGCGGACGUGGGCCUGGCGCUGGGCACCCUGUACGGCAACGUCUUCUCGCAGACCACCAUCUGCCGCUUCGAGGCCCUGCAGCUCAGCUUCAAGAACAUGUGCAAGUUGAAGCCCCUGCUGAACAAGUGGCUGGAGGAGGCGGACUCGUCGUCGGGCAGCCCCACCAGCAUAGACAAGAUCGCGGCGCAGGGGCGCAAGCGGAAAAAGCGCACCUCCAUCGAGGUGAGCGUCAAGGGCGCCCUGGAGAGCCAUUUCCUCAAGUGCCCCAAGCCCUCCGCCCAGGAGAUCACCUCGCUGGCGGACAGCCUCCAGCUCGAGAAGGAGGUGGUCCGCGUGUGGUUUUGUAACAGGAGACAGAAAGAGAAACGCAUGACCCCCCCGGGGGGGACUCUGCCGGGAGCCGAGGACGUGUAUGGGGCCAGCAGGGACACGCCGCCGCCGACGCACCACGGGGAACAAGACUGGGGAGAUGCUCUUCCCCUCCCUUCCAAUCACCCCCUGACAACGUUGCUUCAAAGCUGCCUUUAAUUACGGAACAACUUGCUUGAUAGUCGGAUAGAAGAACGCGGCCUUCCCUUCACGAGGCGUCUAAAUUCCACACGCUCCCUAUCUAUUCAACGAGCCCUAAUGGGCUUUGGCUUCUCAUAUUAUUAUUCAUUAUCAUCUCUGGGGUGGCUCUGGAUUAUGUGGUUUCUUUGCUCACCACAUCUUGUUUUAUCUCUCUUUCAUUGUUGCUAUUGCUGGGUAGUGUUGGUGUACAGUUUUCUCCAUGGAACGAAUUAUUCCUAUUUAACACGCAAUAGGAGGGAACGCUACACAGGAACAGGAUUGCUUUCAU
Molecule: messenger RNA, 1738 nt
Organism: Euleptes europaea (tarantolino)
Lineage: Eukaryota; Metazoa; Chordata; Lepidosauria; Squamata; Sphaerodactylidae
Gene: POU3F2
Product: POU class 3 homeobox 2
Exons: 2
Coding region: 58-1428 (456 amino acids)
Biological process (GO): brain development; regulation of transcription by RNA polymerase II
Cellular component (GO): nucleus
Molecular function (GO): DNA-binding transcription factor activity, RNA polymerase II-specific; RNA polymerase II cis-regulatory region sequence-specific DNA binding
Source: RefSeq, a predicted model, not a curated record